Messenger RNA from Geodia barretti, 855 nucleotides. Lineage: Eukaryota; Metazoa; Porifera; Demospongiae; Tetractinellida; Geodiidae. The record is from the annotation of a GenBank genome assembly.
UUGUCGGUUACCGACAUCAACCCCGAAGAAACCGGGGCCCUGAUUCGACGGGCCCUGGAAAUGAAGGGGCAGGACCGCGGCGGUUCCGCCAAUGCUUUGCAGGGCAAAAGCGUGGCCCUGCUGUUCGAGAAGCCCUCGCUUCGCACCAAGGUCAGCUUCAUGGUAGGCAUCCAGGAACUGGGCGGCUAUUCCCUGUACCUGGGCCCCGAGGAAGUGGGCCUCGGCUCUCGGGAACCGGUCUCCGAUGUAGCCCGCGUCCUGUCCGGUUACGUGGACUGCAUCGUGGCGCGGGUCAACUCGCACCGCAGCCUGGAGGAACUGGUCGAGUACGGCACCGUGCCAGUCAUCAACGCCCUGUCCGACUGGGAGCACCCCUGCCAGACCAUGGCAGACCUGCUGACGAUCGCGGAGCACCAGGGAGACUUGCCGGGUCGCAAGCUGGCCUACAUCGGCGACGGCAAUAACGUAGCCCGCAGCCUGUGCCUGGCCCUGCCCGCCAGGCCUGCCCUGCAAAGGGCCAAAGACAUCGGCGGCGGCAAGAGCGAAAUAAUGUCUGUGCGCGAACCGGCCGAAGCGGUAAGCAAUGCCGACAUAGUCUAUACCGACGUGUGGACCAGCAUGGGAGAUGAGGCGGAACGCGGGGCCAGGUUGGAAGCCUUCCAGGGCUACACGGUAGACCCGGACUUGUUGCGCAAGGCCAAGCCCACCGCCAAAUUCAUGCACGAUAUGCCGGCCCAUUACGGGGAAGAAGUCCCGCCUGGCAUGCUGGAACACCCCCAGUCCAUUGCCUACACCCAGGCCCACAACCGCAAACACGCCCAGAAAGCGGUUCUGGAAUUCUUGCUGGGAAGUUAA